Molecule: messenger RNA, 1539 nt
Organism: Arabidopsis thaliana (thale cress)
Lineage: Eukaryota; Viridiplantae; Streptophyta; Magnoliopsida; Brassicales; Brassicaceae
Gene: APT2
Product: adenine phosphoribosyl transferase 2
Exons: 6
Coding region: 750-1328 (192 amino acids)
Biological process (GO): AMP salvage; adenine salvage
Cellular component (GO): cytoplasm
Molecular function (GO): adenine phosphoribosyltransferase activity
Source: RefSeq, marked reviewed
UUUUAUUUUAUCUAUCUCCCUACUCUCACUCACAUCUGGACCCUCCUUGCUCCUCUUUUACCUUCUUUACCGGUUUUACCAUUGAAUCAACGUUUUCUCCCCUUUUAACAUUACAACUUUCUUUGGAAAUUGAUUUGUUUAUGGAAAGACAGAGAUAAAUGGGUCAUAACCACUAUUACUAUAAAUGCUCGAGUUUACAAUUUCAUAUCUUCCAGAAAGAUUUGUUGAUUUUCUGGUAAAGAAAGAUUCGCUGUAUAUUUUUACAAGUAUGCGUGCAUGCUGUGCUGGCACAGAAUAUCGAUUUCGUUAGAUCAAUACCACAACACAUUUAUGAUUUUUGGUAAAAAUCCAUCACACAAAAGCCUUGAUCUAGAAGACUAGAACCCACAAAAUUAAUCAUAUUAACAUGAAAUCUAUAUAUAGUCAACCAUUAUUGGAUAGAAUCUAAGAUAUUUGAACUUUGGUUCUCAAUUUACAUAGUAAAUCUAUCCAACCACUAUGAAGUGGUCGUUACAAGUGAGCUUUAAUUUGAUUAUUCUUUAUAUAUUUCAAUUUUUAAAAGAUAUAUUAAAAAUAACAAAUUCGGAUGGAGACGUACGAUGAGUGGGGUGAAGGAAAUAAAUGAGAGAUAGAGAUAGAAAGGAAGAAUUAUCAAUAUAAAUGCUAUCAUAAAUACAGCAAACCCCAUUCUCUCUUCUUCUUCGACAAACACCAAGACAAACGUAAGCACAAGCACGAGUGAGUGAGAGAUGUUUGCCGUGGAGAAUGGGUUGCAGGGAGACCCGAGAUUAAAGGCCAUCUCCGACGCCAUUCGUGUCAUUCCUCACUUCCCCAAGACUGGGAUCAUGUUUCAGGACAUAACAACGUUGUUGCUGGAUCCAGUUGCCUUUAAACAUGUCGUCGACAUCUUCGUUGAUCGUUACAAGCACAUGAACAUCUCUCUCGUCGCCGGAGUAGAGGCGAGAGGAUUCAUAUUUGGACCUCCCAUCGCGUUAGCCAUAGGUGCCAAGUUCGUUCCACUACGCAAACCGGGAAAACUACCCGGGAGAGUGAUAAGCGAAGAGUACGAACUUGAGUAUGGAAGAGAUUGUCUAGAGAUGAGUGUAGAAGCCGUCAAAUCGGAGGAACGAGCUCUCAUCAUCGACGAUUUAGUUGCCACUGGUGGGACACUCUCUGCUUCCAUUAACCUCUUGGAGCGUGCCGGGGCCGAAGUUGUAGAGUGUGCAUGCGUUGUUGGUUUGCCUAAGUUUAAGGGGCAGUGUAAGCUGAAGGGAAAGCCUUUGUACGUUCUGGUGGAACCAAACCAGUUUGAUGAAUUAACCUUAUAAAAGCCUUUUCUAUUCAACGAUUAUGACAAAUAAUGUAAUCGGUUUAAUCGAUUUUGUAACUAAGGAUUUGUUUGUUUUCUAUUGGCUCCAUGUGGAAUGAUUCAUGCUAGUUACUAUGAAAUUCGGAAUACGAAGGUAUGCAGUAUUAUGCACCACUGUUCUUCAGAUGAAUGAAUUCAAGUCGAUUUUCUAGUGAUUUACAUGGCAGAAU